UGUCAUCAGCAUUCAUAUGUUCAUCUUCUUUCUUCGUUUCUUCCUUGCAAAUGUAAGACAUAUUCAAUAUUUCACACAACCAAGGAAAAAAAAAACAUUCCAAAAUGAAAAUCUCAAAACCUUCAUUGUACUCUCAUACUCUGACUUUGUUCUUCUUCAUCAUCAUUAUGAUGAGUCAUGUUGCAAACUCUCAGUCUCAUCAACUCUAUGAUGAAGAACACGCAGUUCUUAUGAAGAUAAAACAGUACCUUCAAAACCCACCAUUUUUAAGCCACUGGACACAGCAAUCAUCAACUUCCAAUAACAACCACUGUUCUUGGCCUGAAAUAAACUGCACCACCAAUGGCAAUUCUGUCAUUUCACUCACUCUCUCCAAUUCCAACAUCACACAUGCCAUACCAACCUUCAUUUGUGAACUCAAGAACCUCACUUUUCUUGACUUCAGCUUCAACUUCAUCCCUGGUGAGUUCCCAACAUCACUAUACAAUUGUUCAAAGCUUCAGUACCUUGAUCUUUCAAUGAACAAUUUUGUUGGCAACAUUCCUGAUGAUAUGCACAGUUAUUUAUCUGAAUUGAGGUACCUUAAUCUUGGUUCUACCAAUUUCACUGGUGAUAUUCCUUCUAGUAUUGGAAGGUUAAAGGAACUGAGAGAGCUUAAGCUUCAUUAUUGUUUAUUCAAUGGAACAGUUCCUGCUGAGAUUGGAAACUUGUCCAAUCUUGAGUACUUGGAUUUGUCUUACAACACCAUGUUCCCAAGUUGGAAAUUGCCAUCAAACUUUACCAAAUUGACCAAAUUGAAACUCUUUCAUGUGUAUGCUACAAACUUGGUUGGUGAAAUUCCAGAGAACAUUGGAGAAAUGGUGGAUUUGGAGAAUUUGGAUAUGUCACAGAAUGGUUUAACUGGUGGAAUUCCCAGUGGCUUGUUCCUGCUGAAGAAUCUGACCAUAUUGUACCUUUUUCAGAACAGUCUCUCCGGAGAGAUACCUAAAGUUGUUGAAGCAUUGAAUUUGGUUGAUCUUGAUCUAGCACAGAAUAAUCUCACAGGGAAAAUUCCAGAAGUACUUGGAAAGCUUAAGAACAUUACUUGGUUGAACUUGUCACUUAAUAAGUUGUCAGGGGAGAUUCCAGAAGCCUUUGGUAGUCUUCCAGCUAUGGUGGAUUUUCGCAUGUUCUCCAACAAUUUGUCAGGUACUCUUCCAUCCGAAUUCGGCCGCUACUCGAGGCUUGAAACCUUUCUGGUUUCAUCUAAUAGUCUUAAUGGAAAUUUACCAGAGAAUUUAUGUUACAAUGGCAGGUUACUUAAUUUAACUGUUUAUGACAAUAAUCUUAGUGGUGAGUUGCCAAAAUCACUAGGAAAUUGUAAUAGCCUACUUGAUCUGAAAAUUUACAACAAUAAGUUUUCUGGUAACAUUCCUAGUGGUCUUUGGACAUCUUUGAAUUUGUCAAAUUUCAUGGUGAGCCAUAACAAUUUCACUGGUGAGCUUCCUGAGAUGCUGUCCUCUAGCAUUUUGCGGCUCGAGAUAAGUUACAAUCAACUUUCUGGUAGAAUUCCAGCUACUGUGUCUUCUUGGAGUAAUGUGGUAGUGUUUGAUGCAAGUAAGAACAACUUGAAUGGAAGCAUUCCACAAGAGCUAACUUCUCUUCCAAAGUUAACAACCUUAUUGCUUGAUCAGAACCAGCUCACUGGGCCGCUUCCUUCGGAUAUAAUCCAUUGGGAGAAUCUAGUGACUCUGAAUUUGAGACAGAACAAGCUCUCUGGACAAAUACCAGAUGCACUCGGCCGGCUGCAGGUGCUUAGCCAGCUUGACCUUUCAGAAAAUCAAAUCACUGGCCAAGUUCCUUCUCAGCUUCCAAGACUCACCAAUCUCAAUCUUUCUUCCAAUCAUUUGACAGGAAAGGUUCCAUAUGAAUUCGAAAAUAAUGCAUUUGACACCAGCUUUUUGGACAAUCCUGGCCUUUGUUCUGAUACCCCGGAACUGAACCUUGCAUUGUGUAAUUCUACUCCACAAAGAUCAGGCAAGGGUUCAUCUUGGUCUGUUUCUUUGAUUACAAGUCUUGUUGUAGCAGCCUUCUUAAUGGCUUUGUUGGCAACACUCUUGAUUAUGAGGCUUUACAGAAAAAGAAAGCAAGAAUUUGAUAACUCAUGGAAGCUAAUUUCAUUUCAAAGGCUGAAUUUCACAGAAUCAGACAUUCUCUCCUCAUUAACUGAGCAGAAUAUUAUUGGCAGUGGUGGAUAUGGUGCAAUUUAUCGUUGCCCUGUCAAUGAUUUCGGCUAUGUUGCUGUGAAAAAGAUUUGGAAUGACAGAAAGUUAGAUCAGAAGCUCAAGAGCUCGUUUCGCGCUGAAGUUAAUGCGCUGAGCAAUAUUCGCCAUACCAACAUUGUGAGGUUGUUGUGCUGCAUUUCAAAUGAGGAAUCUAUGCUCCUUGUUUAUGAGUAUAUGGAAAAUAGUAGCCUAGAUAAGUGGCUGCACAAGAAGUAUAAUAAGGCCUCCAAUUUCUCAAGUUCAGCAGCAGUGCAUCAUGUUUUUCUUGAUUGGCCAAAGAGGUUGCAAAUAGCAAUAGGAGUUGCACAAGGUUUGAGCUACAUGCACCAUGAUUGCUCACAACCUAUUGUUCAUAGAGAUGUGAAAACAAGCAACAUUCUCUUGGAUGCUCAAUUCAAUGCAAAAGUUGCAGAUUUUGGUCUGGCUAGGAUGUUGCUCAAGCCUGGUCAAUUGAACACCAUGUCAACUGUGAUUGGAUCAUUUGGCUACAUUGCUCCUGAAUAUACUCAAACAAGAAGGAUCACUGAAAAGAUUGAUGUGUUUAGCUUUGGUGUUGUUCUGUUGGAGCUGACAACUGGCAAAGAGGCGAAUGAUGGAGACCAACACUUGUCUCUGGCCGAGUGGGCGUGGCGCCACAUUCAGAUAGGAAGCAACAUAGAAGAGCUUCUAGACAAAGAUGUCAUGGAACCAAGCUACUUGGAUGAAAUGUGCACAGUUUUCAAACUUGGGGUGAUGUGUACUUCAACAUUGGCUUCUACUAGGCCUUCCAUGAAGGAGGUGCUGCAAAUGUUGCAACUCUGCAGAGAUCAAUUUGAUUAUGGAGGAGACAGUAAGUUAGGCCAUUAUGAUGUUGUUCCUCUUCUUAAGGAUUCAAAAAGUGAAACAAGGUUGGAUGUUGUUGAUACUUUAUAAUAGAAUUUUGAUGAUAUACCUAUACACACCAUUGGAUGUUUAUGUAAAAAUAUAAUUUAAAUUGUUAUAAGUAUAAUUUUAGAAGUGGACUUACAAGUAUGUUAGUUUUAGUUACAAUUCUAGUUCAUACUUCAUAAGAUAAUAGAAUGUGAAAUUUACCAAAUUGUAAUUUAGAAUUCGCAACAAACUAAGACUCUAAGAGUGACAUAUUUGGAGGGUUGUUGAUGAGGCUUGACUUGGUCUGAGGCCAUGGUUUUUGAAAAAUGAAAAGUGGAUUUUAUUGUUUGGUAAGUAAGUUUCAAUGGUCAAUAUUGACUGCCGAAAUUAAUUAUGAAAUAUAGUUGCAAACUUGGAACAAAAAAGAAACAACAAAGCAGAUAGAUCAAACUUUUGUCCACACUCCACACCAGUUGACCAAGAAUAAACAAUGAAUAUGCUGGGACACAUUUUUUCCUUCCCUACACUAACUGUACAAAGUGCCCAUCACUUCUUUUUAGCGUGUAUCAUGAAUCAUUA
Messenger RNA from Arachis stenosperma, 3692 nucleotides. RefSeq names its product LRR receptor-like serine/threonine-protein kinase HSL2. The coding region runs from base 105 to 3176 and encodes 1023 amino acids. Lineage: Eukaryota; Viridiplantae; Streptophyta; Magnoliopsida; Fabales; Fabaceae. Gene Ontology annotation, biological process: protein phosphorylation. The transcript is spliced from 2 exons. The record is from RefSeq and is a predicted model, not a curated record. Gene Ontology annotation, molecular function: protein binding; protein kinase activity; ATP binding.